This is a messenger RNA of Acanthosepion pharaonis, 2706 nucleotides long. The record is from the annotation of a GenBank genome assembly. NCBI's taxonomy places the organism in Eukaryota, Metazoa, Mollusca, Cephalopoda, Sepiida, Sepiidae.
AUGUAUCUAUCUACCUAUCUCUGUUUCUCUGUCUCUCUGUCUGUCUCUCUCUGUCUGUCUAUCUCUCUCUGUCUCUCUCUGUCUCUGUGGACACUUAUCGAUUUUCUUCUUCACCUUUCGUACAAAGGUGUUCAGAUAGAAUUAAGACCCCGAGCUCGCGUUUUUCUUUUAGCUGCUAGUAUUGGAUUAUCUAUCUAUCUAUCUAUCUAUCUAUCUAUCUAUCUAUCUAUGUCAUUCUGUUCAUAUCUAUCUAUCUAUCUAUCUUUAUAUUUCAUUUUGUUCAUUAUCUAUUUCAUCUUAAUAUUUAUAUUCUGUGUAUAUAUCUACGUAUCAUCAUGUUCAUAUCUAUCUAUCUAUCUAUCUAUCUGUCUAUCUAUCUAUCUAUCUAUCUAUCUAUCUUUCUCAGUCUGUUUAUAUCUAUCUCUGUCUGUUUAUAUCUAUCUAUCUAUCUAUCUAUCUAUCUAUCUAUCUAUCUAUCUAUCUCAAUCAGUUUCUAUCUAUCUAUCUAUCUAUCUAUCUAUCUAUCUAUCUCAGUCAGUUUCUAUCUAUCUAUCUAUCUAUCUAUCUAUCUAUCUCACUAUGUUUCUAUCUAUCUAUCUAUCUAUCUCAUCUGUUUAUACCUAUCUAUCUAUCUAUCUCAGUCUUUUUAUAUCUAUCUCAGUCUGUUUCUAUCUAUCUAUCUAUCUAUGUUUAUAUCUAUCUCAGUCUGUUUCUUUCUUUCUUUCUAUCUAUCUAUCUAUCUAUCUAUCUAUCUAUCUAUCUAUCUAUCAGUCUCUUGAUAUCUAUGUGCGGUGCACUUGCGAGAAUUGGAGAGCGUUUCGUGUAUAUCAAAUCCGGCGCCUCUCUGUCGAGUUAACAAGUUCAAGAGCAGUGAUUCUGAACCUUUUUCAUUGUCCAUACUCCCUUUCAAACCGCCAACCAUUUCUCACUGUUUUUUUAAACCACCAACCUAUUCUCGCACCCGUUCAAACCACCAACUUGUUCUCCCACCCGUUCAAACUAUCAACCAGGUCUCGCACCCCUUUCAAACCACCAACCAGUUCUUUUACCCCUUUCAAACCACCCAGUUCUCGCACCCUUUUCAAAUCACCAAACACUUCUCGUUCCCCUUUCAAACUAUCAACCUUUUCAAUCCACCAAAUUGUUCUUACACUCCUUUUAAACCGCCAACUUGUUCUCCCACCCCUUUCCAACCACCAACCAACUGUUCAUUUCUUUCUUUCUUUCUUUUUAUCUAUCUAUCUAUCUAUCUAUCUAUCUAUCUAUCUAUCUAACUAUCUAUUUCAGUCUGUUCCUAUCUAUCUAUCUAUCUAUCUAUUUCAGUCUGUUCCUAUCUAUCUAUCUAUCUCAGUCUGUUCGUAUCUAUCUAUCUCAGUCUGUUCGUAUCUAUCUAUCUAUCUAUCUAUCUAUCUAUCUAUCUAUCUAUCUAUCUCAGUCUGUGCCUAUCUAUCUAUCUAUCUAUCUAUCUAUCUCAGUCUGUUCCUAUCUAAGUCAUUCUGUUUCAUUAUCUAUGUUCAUAUAUUUAAUUCUCUAUCUUUUGAAACUUAUAAUAUUGCCAUACUUUCUGUCUAUAUACUCUUUCUUUCUUUCUUUCUUUCUUUCUUUCUUUCUUUCUUUCUUUCGCACACUCUUAGUUUCUCUUUCGCUCUAUAUCAUUUUCGUCAUCUUUCUUUUUUCUGUUUCAAUCACGUGCUACUUUUCUUUCUUUCUUUCUUUCUUUCAUCUUUUUUAUUUUCUCUCUCUUUCUUUCUCUCUUUGCUUGUUUCUUUCUUGUUCAUUCUUUCUUUCUUUCUUUCUGUUUCUAUGUUUUCCAUCUUUCUUUUUUUCUCUCUCAACAGGUACUUGUAUUUCUUUCUUUCUUUUAUCUUUUCACUCUUCUUUGUUUGUUUCUUUCUUUCUUUUUUUCUUUCUUUGUAUACGUUCUUUCUUUUGUCAUUUUAUUCUCUCUUUCUGUUACUCUAUCUUUCUUUCGGUCUCUUACACAAUCUUUCUUUUACUUCUUUACUUCUCUUUCUUUCUUUCUUUCUUUCUUUCUUUCUUUCUUUCUUAUCGAUUAAAUGCAACGAAAUUGAUAGGGCAUAUAUAUCAGGAUUAAUCAAAAAAGAAAGUAAGGGCGAAACAAAGAAAUGCAGAGCGGAGAAAAAUCUACAAAAGUGCGCGAAAAGAGAGAGAAUUAUAUCUAUCUAUCUAUCUAUCAGUAGAGUAUCUAUCUAUCUAUCUAUCUAUCUAUCUAUCUAUCUAUCAGUAGGUAGGUUUGCCUGGCUUCUGAGGAUUUAUUCAAGAGUAUCUAUCUAUCUAUCUAUCUAUCUAUCUAUCUAUCUAUCAUAUCUAUCUAUCUAUCUAUCUAUCUAUCUAUCUAUCUAUCUAUCAGUAGAACUAAUUUUCUCAUUUUAUCUAUCUAUCUAUCUAUCUAUCUAUCUAUCUAUCUAUCUAUCUAUCUAUCUAUGUCAUUCUGGUCAUAUCUAUCUAUCUAUCUAUCUAUCUAAAUUUGCCAAUCAUUCUUUCUUUCUUUCUUUCAUUUUUUCUUUCUUUCUUUCUUUCUUUCUUUCUUUUUUUCUUAUCAACCUCUGUUCUUUUUCUUUCUUUCACUUCAAUCUUUCUCCAAAAUCGACCUCUUUUUCUUUCUUUCUUUCUUUCUUUCUUUCUUUCUUUCACCUUUUCUUUCUCCGAUCACAUCAUCCUUCUUUCUUUCUUUCUUUCUUUUGA